GUUUUAGACUAUUUUACGUUCAUAAAAAGAUUAACAAUGACUGCAAAGAGGUGAAAACGGUUGUGCACAGUGGCCCAGUUGACUUUGGGAGGUAUAGCGAGCAGGCCUCCUCCAUCAGGCUCCUCCCUGAGAGAAAACAUUCCAGCAGAGAGAGAGAGUGCAAAAGGAAGUGGAAAGUCUCCGUCUUAAACACCUAGCGCUUACUCGGUGUACCUUUGAGAAAGUUCUGAACCCCGAAAAGUGACGCUCAUCUCACAAUAGCGAUCCCAAUGAAGCUCGUGCUCAUCCUGCUAUUUUCCACAACCUGGAUGCUGUGUGGAGCUCAGUUCUACUACCAGGCCCUGAUGGACUAUCUGGACAACAGAUUGUUGGCUAUUGAGGAUCGCAUGCAUUUGUGGCAAGACCAAUCGCGUCAAUACCACAUGCAACUUCAGGAUUUACACAAACAGUCCCAGAAGACUAUGGACGCUCUGAAGAAGGCCCACAGUUCGCUCUCCACAGACGUGGAGGAAGCGGCGCUCCGACUGAACCGGGUGGAACGAGACGUGGAUGUUGUGGGGAGCCGGACGUCCCCACGGGCUUGUGCCAAACGUGCCGACCGGGUGGUGGAGCAGGGAGUGUGGAGCCAAGAGGAGAGCCGAGAAGAGGAUAACGACGUUUGGGAAGAGCUGCCCUCCAGAGUGACCGACUGCGUAGAAAUCAUCUCUACCAUCCGCUCGGGUAAGAUCCUGAAGCGGCUGGGCGGGUCUAAAGGUGUGUGGCUCAGAGACCCCCGGUCCUCCAAAGUCUACGUGUUCAACGGGACAGCGGGAGACACCAUCUACCAGUUUGAGUCCGUCAGGGAGUUUCUUCAGGGCUCUUCCUCUGUCGCCCUCAGUCAGCCGCUCAGGCUGCCGUCCAACUGGAUGGGCGGCGGAGUCGCUGUUUACAACGGUUAUUUGUAUUACAUCCAGGAAGGGGAAGACAUAAAUGUAGUCAGAUAUGACAUCCUUGCUGGCGAGCUCACAGAUGUCGCCAUUUUCCCCGCGGAGAGCCAAGCUGCUGUCUACAGCCUCAACCCUGAGACGCGAGCAGAUCUCGCAGUGGACGAGCAAGGCCUCUGGCUUCUUUAUGCCGGCGGUGAAACCGAACUGAGCAUCAGCCUCGCAAAAAUGGAUCCCGUCUCGCUGGACAUCGAACAAAUCUGGGACACCCGCUGCCCGAGAGAGAAUUCAGAGGCGGCUUUCAUUGUCUGUGGCGUCGUCUACGUUGUUUACAACACUCGGCAGGCCAGUCGCUCCCGGGUCCAGUGUGUCUUUGAUGUCAAUGACAAGGUGGUCAGUGAGGAGGCACCCCUCUUUUAUUUCCCCCGACGAUAUGGAGCACAUGCCAGUCUCAAGUACAACGCCGAGGAGAAACAGAUCUACAGCUGGGACGACGGUUACCAAAUCCUCUACAGACUGACAACCAAAAGGAAAUUGCUGCUUUGACAGCAUAGACAAUUCUAAUUUAUCUUUGAUUUUUUUUUUUAGUUUAGUGUUUCAAACAUAUCUCCCAUUUUCAACUGUAUCACAAGUAUCAAUACUGUAAUGUACCACAACUUGGCAAUGGUCUAAUUAGAUGUUGUAAAACGUCCCUGCUGUGCAAGUCAGUGUGGAUCCGAUGUCGAUCGCGCUGGCUCGUUAGGCUGCCGACAUUAUUACGGCAAACGCAAACAACAGCCCACUUUGCAUAAAUUCUUUAAUCAAAAGGCAGAUUUUGUCACAGAACCAAAACACAUCACACCCCAUGGAAGGAAAACAAUGAAGAGGGCUGACAGUGACAAGUGGGGAUCAAUAUAAUGCCAAUGAUUUCACCGGUAAAUUUAUAACAAACACCUAUAAUUACAGUAAGUGUUCAUUUCAUCAACAGAAUAUUUUCUCACUUGUCACUAUUAUACAAAAUACCCGUUAAAAAAAAAAAAAUCAAUGUCAUUAAAGGUGAGAAAAAUCAUUUUUGAGGAAGGUGGUAACACUAACACUAAAGUGCAGAGGGUUACAAACCAUCAGAUAAGUACAGGAAACACUCAAAACGGCAACAGUUCAGAACAACUCAGAUUGGAACUAAAAUUUCAAGGAAAUGAAGGUCCGAAUGAUGUACGGAAUGCAGUACCUGAACAAAAUUAGUGAGAUAAAAUCCUAAACUCUGUCGGUCUAUUUCAUCCAUCGAUUUCAAAGACAUACUGGUUAUUGGCAAGUCAUCAAGAUUUGAUACACGCUCUAAAAAAGUGGCAUCAGUACAUCCUUGUUAUUCUUUUCUUUCCUGUUGUGUCAUAAGAACUCAUGCAAGGAGCAAGUCGGGUUAAAAAAAAAAAUUAAAAAAAAGGGGAGAAUACCGGAUACAUAGAGGCAUGCAAUUCUACCGGUCCAUGGGGGAAAAUUAAAACCUGACAAAAACUAUGAAAGCUCCUGAAACUAUAUAAGAACUUCAAGAUGUGGAGGGAGGACCAGGGCCAAUUAAAGAGACUAAGGUCAAAUUUAGACGUGUCAAUGAUAUCAUGAGAGGUGAUGUCAAGCACAAACAGGAGCCAAUGACACAAAAAACAUACGUUACUGACAC
Messenger RNA from Syngnathus acus (greater pipefish), 2577 nucleotides. RefSeq names its product olfactomedin-like 3a (gene olfml3a). Gene Ontology annotation, biological process: signal transduction. The record is from RefSeq and is a predicted model, not a curated record. Bases 270 to 1469 code for a protein of 399 amino acids. Lineage: Eukaryota; Metazoa; Chordata; Actinopteri; Syngnathiformes; Syngnathidae. The transcript is spliced from 3 exons.